AUGACUGCAACUCCCACCCCAAAGACCGAACGCUCCACCCUCACCGAACACAAAACCAUGGCAAACAACCCCAGCGCAUCCAACCCCGCCGCGGCUGGCGCCAUCAUCCAACGCUUCGCCAACGCGCAAGAGGCGCGCCACCACCUCAAUGAGAAGGUGCCCAGGUGGACGCCGCCCUCCGAGCACCCGGACCAGAGCCGCCGCCCCACCACCCCAUCCGGCGAGUACGCCUACGUGCGCGCGGCCGUCCACUCCAUCAGCGUCGGUCUCCAGGACGCCGCCGUCGCAUACACGUCCGAUACCACCGUCACCCCCACCAACUUCGCUGUCCACGAGACCCGCUACCGCGUCGAAGCGCGCGCGUGGCUGCUCUUCGAGGCUCUCAAGCGCCUGCACGACGGCGGAUGCACGUUGCGGUACACGAUGGACUUCUCGGGCCACUUCGGCGGCGAACUUGGGGAUAGGGAGCUCAAGUUCCGCGAGCGCUGGGUCGCCGUGUGCAAGUUGCUGCAGCGAUUUCGCAGCGCGGCGGGGAUGGUGGCGUCGGGGUCGACGGAGGAGAUUCUGGAGGCGUAUGUUGCUGCGCCGCUGGCGAUGGGAAGGAAGAUGGAGGAGGACGAAAGGCUGGCGAGUGAGGGAAGGGAAGAGAAGAAGCUGAAGUUGGCUCCGUUUCCGAAGCCACGUUCUACUCCGAAGUCGUCUCCUACUCUGAAGCGGCUUCUGCCUAUCAAUCCGUCCUCUUCUGAUGAGCAGGAAGCGAGGGAAGAGAAGAAACGAAAGCUGGAUUUGGAGCCGCUGACUUCGGAUGAUCUGGCAGAGAUCUCGGAUGACGAAGAGAUGAAGGCCCAGAAGGCCAGGAAGGCCGAGCUUGAGAAGUGGUUGAAGAACUACAUUUGA
Molecule: messenger RNA, 897 nt
Organism: Lasiodiplodia theobromae
Lineage: Eukaryota; Fungi; Ascomycota; Dothideomycetes; Botryosphaeriales; Botryosphaeriaceae
Exons: 1
Coding region: 1-897 (298 amino acids)
Source: RefSeq, a predicted model, not a curated record